UUCACCGAGGGUUUGACUACUUUUGCUUUGUUUGUUACUAUCAAUACCGUUAUAUAUUUUCUAGUUCUUUAUUCAACCUUUUCAAAAUGCGUAGGAAACAGUUGGGCUUUUCCCCGUAGGAAACAGUUGGGAUUUUUGACAAAUGUGAAACUCCGAUUCGCACGGAGUAUAUCCACCACAAAGCAAAAUAUAAAAAACGGAUGUUGGAUGGAUCUAUGUGGAAAUAUGCUAUAAUGCGCCCAUGGAAUCAGGCUAUUUUAAUCAUCGAUGUUUGGUUUGAAAUUAUCGAUGUUGCUCAACCUCUUUUGUUCCAUCACUAACGCCAUAUUUCCCGGAAAUAUUCUAUUUCGGGGAACGCAGCUUAAAGCACGCCUUUAUUUCACAAUUAUUCCUCGUGGAUAAAAAUUUAUUUUCAGGCGUCAGAAGCCUCUGCAGCAAUGGCAAUUAAUUUGAAUAAUCAAAGCUUGCAGCGAGGAAUUGAGGAAAUGGAUAAGUUGCACUGCGACCUGGUGGAGAUUCUACGGGACAAUCAUUCCGGUAUAAAGCGCGUGCUCCAGAGUAUCCACAACCUGCUGAAGGAGAAUGACGAUGCGCACCUAUUCUUUAACCCCAAUCUGAUCCUCAAGAUACUUUCCGUGGUGAUCUUUGAAAGCCAAGAAGAAGAAAUCCCUUCAAGACGUUGUCUGGUGGCCAACGCUAUGGUUUGCGUUCAUCUGCAAUUGCGCAAGAUCCCCGCAGGCGAUGGAAAGCUGCUGCUCCAACAGCUCCUAGCCAUUGUGACUUCCACUGAACCCCAGCCCUUUGGGGCCCAAAUCCUAGUGCACCAUUUUGACAACUUCUUGCAUUUCAUGGGAGAAGAUUGCUUCCCCGGACUGUUUGGCGCCAUCCAUCGAAUGAGAAGCAGGCAUUAAACAUUGUUGAAGUGAAGUAGGAUUCGUUGGCUGAAUUCCUGGUAGUAAAACAGGCCGAAGGUUACAAAAUUAUUGGUGCUGAAGAAUCUGCAAAUAACAUUCCACAACUCGAAGGCGUAGUGACCCACAAAAAAUGUAUUUUUGUACUGGCAGACGGAAAACGAGGAUUACCAGCUAACUUGAUGGAAUUCUAGACUACGCCGUGAAACUUUCGCCAUUUGGAGCCGUAAGCUCUCUCGAUGGGCAUUUAUCCGGAUUAAUAUGUAUUUUUCUUUGGCCAAAGAAAAACUUACUGCACAAGUAGACCCGUUUUUGCAAACAGCGAAUUUGAACCAGAUUGAAAACAAUUAAUACAAAAUGUAUUUUUUUUUAUACGGAAUCGAGUUUGCGUUCUGAAAAAUAUCACUGAAUAAAAGCCAAAACGGAAUUAUGUACCCAAAAAAAGGGAGAACAAAAAAAAAUGGAAACCUUAUGAAAAUUUAAAUAUAACUGCUAAUAUUUAAUAGCUGAAAUCAUUCCACUUAUGAAGAAUCUUUUUUAGUAAAAAUGUUUUAAUCUUAAAUGAGGCCUAGUUUUCAAACACGUCUUCGGCAC
This is a messenger RNA of Drosophila elegans, 1505 nucleotides long. RefSeq lists its product as uncharacterized. The record is from RefSeq and is a predicted model, not a curated record. The coding region runs from base 438 to 911 and encodes 157 amino acids. Lineage: Eukaryota; Metazoa; Arthropoda; Insecta; Diptera; Drosophilidae. The transcript is spliced from 2 exons.